CACCAACACUGUAUACUGCAUUCCUAUUAGGAGUAAUAUGGUAGUGUACCGAUCCGAACACAGCUCUGUAACCGCAUGUGUGAUAAGACUGAACUCUCCAUCUAUCAUCUGCUUCUGAGGCGCUUCCAGGACUCCGUUCACUUUCCUGAGGGACCGCAGCAGAGCAGUCCAGUCUCCUGCAGGUGCGGGGAAGAGAGCUGAGAGGAUGGAAGUUCUCUGUGGAUGCCCAAACUAACAGCUCCAGCAGAUCAUACAUGACCAUCAGCAGAAAUAACUUUGGCGACUUCUGACAAACUGCAUCGUUAUACUGCCUGACAUUGCCUCGAUAUUUACUGUUCAUCUCAGAUCAUCUCGCUUCAGUUCCUCUGCGGUUCUGCUCAUCUUCAUGAAGUACAUCUGAUUUAAACUUGUGGAAAUACAUCGCAGACAUCACUUGUUCAUCUGACGUGCGAAGGUGAAGGCACUCAGCAUCAUCCACUGCACACGACUGGAAGAUGAAGCUCGCUGGAUUUAUGCUCCUCCUCAUCAAUUCAGCGGCCUCCAUCAAUCUCAAAUACAUCUCCAAGAGGAACUCAGUGGAUGGCUGUAUAGACUGGUCGGUGGACCUGAAGACGUACCGCGUGCUGGCUGGAGAGCCGCUGAGGGUGAAGUGCGCUCUCUUCUACAGCUACAUACGCACCAACUACAGUGUGGCCCAGAAUGCCAAGCUGCGGCUCAUCUGGUACAGGAACAAGGGCGACUCCGAGGAGCCCAUCAUCUUCUCGGGUCACCGGCUGAGUAAAGAGGGAGACUCCAUUUGGUUCCGCUCCGCAGAGAUGGAGGACAAUGGAUUUUACACUUGUGUGCUCAGAAACUCCACGUACUGUAUGAAGGUGUCCAUGUCUCUGACGGUGGAGGAGAGCGAGGAGGGACUCUGCUUCAGCAGCCGGAUACGGUACCAGGAGAACGCCGAGAUCACCAAGAGCAAAAUGAUCAGCUGCCCUGACAUCGACGACUAUCUCGCACCCUACAAGCAGCCUACCAUGACCUGGUACAAGGAGUGCCAGAGGAAAGAGUGGAGGAGCUCCAUCAUCAUCAACACCACCAGCCUCUGGAUCCCGGAGGUGCAGGAGGACGACGGAGGGAAUUACACCUGUGAACUCAAAUACGGCAGCAGGGUUGUGAGACGGACCACAGAGCUCAAAGUCACAGCACUUCUUACGACCAGACCACCAAAAGUGCUGUUCCCGUCAGAGAGACAGGCCAGUGUCAUAGACGUCCAACUCGGCAUGCGUCUGGUCCUGGACUGCAGGGCUUUCUUCGGCUACAGCGGAGAUUCCCGGCCCAUCAUCUACUGGAUGAAGGGAGAUAAGUUCGUGGAGGAGCUGGAAGGACAUAUACGAGAGAGUGAAGUCAGGCUGGUGCGGGAGUUUCUGGGGGAGAAGGAGGUGGAGCUGUCGCUGAUCUUUGACGCUGUGGAGGAGACGGACAUGGGCAACUACACCUGUAACGUGGAGAACCACAUCGGCCGAGGCAGCGGCAGCGCCGUCCUGCAGAAGAGAGACGUGUACAGGCUGGAGCUGGUUGGUGGUCUGGGUGCCAUCAUGCUGAUAUUGGGGAUCUUCACAGCCAUCUAUAAGUGCUAUAAUGUGGAGAUCAUGCUGUGCUACCGACGACACUUCGGCAGCGAUGAGGCCGAUGAUGACAACAAGGAAUAUGACGCCUACCUGUCCUACACCAAAGUGGACCUGGAGUCGGUGGAGUGUGAGAUGAGCGAGGAGGAGCUGUUCGCUCUGGAGAUCUUACCGGACGUUCUGGAGAAACACUACGGAUAUAAACUCUUCAUCCCGCACCGCGACCUCAUUCCCAGCAGCACAUACAUCGAGGACCUGGCGCGCAGCGUGGAGCAGAGCAGGCGUCUCAUCAUCGUCUUGACCCCCGAGUUCGUGGCCCGCCGUGGCUGGAGCAUCUUCCAGUUCGAACCGCGACUGCACAGCAUGCUGGUGACGGGCGAAAUCAAGGUGAUCAUGAUCGAAUGCUCGGACCUGCGCAGUGUCAUCAACUACCAGGAGGUGGAGGACCUCAAGCACACCAUCCGAGUGCUGUCGCUCAUCAAGUGGUACGGGCCCAAGAGCAGCCAGCUCAAGUCCAAGUUCUGGAAGCGGGUGCGCUACGAGAUGCCGGCGAAGAGAAAAGAGAGUGUGUCCCGCCGACAAGUCCUGGACUCAGGCGAGCAGGGGCUGUUUGGCGACCUGCAGGCCGUGUCGACAGUGGCCAUGACCGCCACCUCGGCAUCUCUAGCGCCGGCUCAUGUCGAGAUACCGGACUAUAACGAGCCGGGCCCCCUGCAGAUGCGCCACUUCUGCCGCAGCUAUGAGUAUGAGCUGCCCAGCUCCGCCAUCGCCACGCUCAGCGGCCGGCACGUGUACUGCAAUCUGCCCAUGACGCUGCUGAACGGACGACUGACGCACAACGACAUCGGCAAACCCAAGAAAGACAUUCACUUGAGCAGCCCGUUCGUGCCGCUGUCCGGACCAGAGCUUUCCAGUGACAUCUGGUAGAGCGGCUCCGCCAAACAUCGCUUUGCUGAUCUCAUCCUUCCUUCCUUUUUAUCUGCAUGAGUUCAUCUUGUUAAGACAAAAAAAAUACAUAGGGCCAGUUUUACUAACAGCUUGCACCAGCGCAAACCGUCUUUUGGCGUUAAAAUAAUACUGUCAGGAUUUACUAAGGACGCGCAGUGAAGAAUUAGUGCUGAAAAGUCGUGGACACAGUUAUUUUUGGGGCUGACCUUAUUGAAUAUGCAUUUGUAGGAGUUUCCCUUUCAGACUUUCAGAAUUCAUGGGAGGAGAGCAGUGGUGCAGUCUAGUUUUUGUAGUGAGCAUACUGUGAUUUUUUCCCUCCCUCACCCGUCCCAAAGCGACACCCCAUAAGCACCACUCACUAAUGUGUACAGUAUGCAUCUACAUGUAACUGACAGCAUUCUGAAAGACUGCUUAUGCGAUGUCAACAUGUCAAUUUAUUAUAAGCAACACAAGACAGUCAAUGACAUUUACAGCUGGGGAGACUGGACUGAUGUUCUACUGUGUUAAUCAUCUAACAGCCAGUUAAGAGCUACAUUUUUCCUGAAUAUUGUCUCUGGAGCACAGGUUUUAUCAGCUGGCAAUUUUCAAUGCACAUUUAAGAGUGCCAGAUUUUAAAUUCCCUAUAGCCUGACCUUCAGUCCACAAGACUGGCCAGGAGUUCUCAUCUCUCUCAUCAUCUGAAACAAGGAGAUAUAAACAUUGUAUUCAGUUUAACUGCUGUACACAGACACACACAUAUCUGUGUUAUCUCACCCCUUCUCCUGCAUUCAUUGAUCCGCGCACUAAUGUUACUGAAGUUAUUAGCUAGUUAUGUUGCGGGCCGUAGCUGGGGAUUGCGGGGCCCCGGUGCAGGUUAUACCUGUGGGCCCUGUUUGAAAUAGUUUAAUAUAUGUUUGUUCUAUAUAUUUAUUUGUGCUAUUUACACAAUGUUUACAUUUUUCAAGUUUGUAGGUGUCCAGGUACAGAAACUGAAUAAUCAAAUAUAAAAUAGCAUUUUAUAGUCUUUACUGUAUAAAUUAAAUAUAAAUUAAUUCUUGUCAAACUACAAAAUCGUUCGGUAAAGAGCUGUGAGUGAUUUAUAUCUGAUUUUAUUUCUUGGAUUAGCAUUAAGGACACGACAGCAGCUAGUAAAUUAGGCGCGAUCACUUUAAGAGACAAUACAUCCAAUAUGAUACACAUCCGAUUUUUUUCUCAACUGUUUACAUUCACUUAAGUUUAAGUUUGCUGUAAGUUUAAGUUUGCCUUUGCGAACACGGCGUGCGAGUACUCAUUUGAGUUUUUUCGCGUCCUAUAUUUGAAUGCUUAUAAACUCUUUUGAAUGUUUAAAUGGGCAAGGCAUAAAAACACGUGCAAAUGAUAAGCUUUCGUGGCGCACAGCAGUGACGCAUUUAUAGGAUGGCCUCAGCCAGUCAGUUGAAAUGAAAGAGUAAUAACACUGAUCAUCAACAGAAACACAGCGUGAUUUUCAAAAAGUCAGUGCUUCGAUCGCAACACAGAUGGGGUGAAUUUAUGAAUGAAUGUGUGAAAGUUCUGUCACAAAGAUGUUGUUACGUAUCCUCACGCUUUUUUAAGUGGGUAUACGGAAGUCCUUGACCUUUGCUAGUGGGUAUACGCCAUAUACCUCCGUAUCAGGUAGACUACACCGCUGGAGGAGAGUAUUCAAAUGAAUCACGCAACGUGAUUUACUAACGUCUGCGCGCGUCAAAUUACUGGCAUUUGCCCAAAAAACACAAUUUACCAGACUCACUCACUGUAUUUCAUUCCGUGCUUUAAUAGGGUUACAAACUCUUUUCCUGUUAUCCCUGCUGAAAAAACAAAACAAAACAAACAAAAAAAACAAUAGAACCCUGCCCAAAACACACUACAAAAAGGAAUUUUGUAAUGGUUUUACUGGAAAAAGCUAAUGGUUUAUAAUGGUAUUUUAAUGGAAACCAUUGGAAUUUCUGUGAUGGUUUCUAUUGGGCUUCUAUUGUUUGUGUUUUGUUUUGUUUUGUUUUUAGCAGGGAUAUUAAUGCUGUAGAGUAUUGUCAUGUUUAUCGAAAUAAAACUGAUAAAAAGUGAAUUUACCCACAGGUGUGUGUGGGGGGGAUUAGGGACCCUCUCCCCUACUUGCUGAACGUGUUCGAAAGUGAAAGUGAAAUCGGAAAAAAUCGCGCAUAAGCAACUGGUAAUUAAAUAAGAAAUGUAAAUAUUCUUUAAUUCGCGCGUUGUUAGUAAAUCAGUAAAUCGUCGGCGCUGUUUGGAAUAAAGCUCUGGCGCUAAUUUCUUGUUUAGUAAAACUGGCCCAUGAUGGUUUAUCUCGCUUUCUUCAGUGUUUUCAUACCUUGUUCAAACAGAUGCAGAGCUACUGAUAUUGUUUUCUUACUUGAAUUUUGAGGUAAUUCUAUGUACAGUUAUUCCAUCAAACACGCAUCUGGUUUAUUUGACAUUAUGACUUCAGUUGUUGCAGCACAAUAAUGUAAAGACACGUCAGCUCCGAGCUUUAAAGAAUAUGUUAUUUAUGCAAAUAAUUACUAUUCAAAUCUAAUAAGCACAUUGAUAUUUUGUAGCUAGUCAAGGAGGUAUUUACAUAUUUGAUACAGCUUAUCAUUUGCCUUAUUUCCUGAUCGUUUGGCUGUUUUCUUCCUCAGAAUUAUUAUGUUUUUCAUACAUUAUGGAUAGAUACAUCUGGUUUAUAUGGUGUAUCUGGUACUACAGAUGAAGCAUUUCAGUGCUGGUAAUGAUCAAAAACUUUUGAUCAAUAUUGAUAUUUAUUAUCAUUUUAUUGAAUUUGUAUGCAAUGCUGCCCUUUAGGAUGAAAGGUCACUAAAAUUGGUGAUUUGAUUUUGUAUACUCACGACUAGUAUGCCGUUUUACUCUUCAGAGACAGUCUUGUGUGGAAGAGUAUGAAUAUGCGAGCUGUUAUUAUACUCACAAACCAAGCAGCUUGUCUGAUUCACAGGUUUCUGGUUUUAGCAUAUAAAUUAUUUGUAAUAUACCUUGCAAAAAUAACA
Molecule: messenger RNA, 5554 nt
Organism: Onychostoma macrolepis
Lineage: Eukaryota; Metazoa; Chordata; Actinopteri; Cypriniformes; Cyprinidae
Gene: il1rapl2
Product: interleukin 1 receptor accessory protein-like 2
Exons: 11
Coding region: 495-2540 (681 amino acids)
Biological process (GO): signal transduction
Molecular function (GO): interleukin-1 receptor activity
Source: RefSeq, a predicted model, not a curated record